Molecule: messenger RNA, 972 nt
Organism: Lolium perenne
Lineage: Eukaryota; Viridiplantae; Streptophyta; Magnoliopsida; Poales; Poaceae
Source: RefSeq, a predicted model, not a curated record
AUGGCGAGGAGCACGGCGGUCAGGCAGAUGGCGCAGGCAGCGACGCUUGGGAAUACCGCUCAGUGGCACUGGUUGAAGGUGUUAACCAAAAUGGAGACUAAAUGGAGUUGUGGUUCGGCGGCAUUGGCCUUCUUGUACCGCCAGUUGGAUGAAGCUUGUUGCAGGAUUGGUAAGGAUGCUUCCAUUGGUGGUCUGUUGCUUCUUCUAUCCAUUUGGAGCUGGGAGCGCUUCCCUGUCGGAAGGCCUCGUGUUCUCGAUUACAAGAAUUACGAUGAUCACGGCAACCAGUUGCGGCGACCCACUUGGGCUUAUCAUUGGGACAUUGUCUCCGAGUUCAGUGGCGACCCAGUAGCGGCCUAUCAGACCUACACCAACGAGUUUGAUAACCUAACACCGGAGCAGGUGGAAUGGGAACCAUAUGGUCCUCGAGCGGAGUUUGGUAACGCUUCAACAUUCACACUUAACCCGGCUUGCAUGGCGGAAGCUUCUCUUUGCAUUGACAGGAGGAGGAGCAAGAAGACGGAUUGGCACAAGAUUCAUAGGAAGUAUGUGAAGAAAUUCGUCAUGCGAGUGGAGGAACAGAAGAAAGCAAAAGGAAUCCAAUAUGAAGAACAUAGCGAGGAUGCUUUCAACCAGUCCGCCUCGCCCUCCGACCAAGAUGAUGCGAACAACUCCAACUCUAGUGCUCGUGACGAGGAGGUUUCCGAUGAGGCCGAAGGUGAACAUGAGGUGGAUGAGGAUGAUGAGGAAGUGCCAUUGGGCAAGUAUGUGAAGAAUAAAUGGUUCGCAUACAAGUUGAAGCCUAGAAAGGAACGACAAGAUAGGUACACACCGGACGCAUAUGCAAAGGCUCUGGCCGCAAGGAAGGCGAGGAAGAAAGCCAUCAUCGAGUCUGAUGAAGAAGAGCACAUGGAGCCGAGUCAGAAGAUUCCCUCUAGGAGGGGAGGCAAGACCAAGCGUGCAAGGAAUUAG